Molecule: messenger RNA, 804 nt
Organism: Seminavis robusta
Lineage: Eukaryota; Bacillariophyta; Bacillariophyceae; Naviculales; Naviculaceae
Source: the annotation of a GenBank genome assembly
AUGCUGACGGGAACCAUUCCUACCGAAAUUGCCUACUUGACGGAAUUGACGGAAUUGCAUCUCUCCCGCAAUGCCUUGACGGGCAGUCUCAUUCCCGAACUGAUGCAGAUGACGCAACUCCAAUCGAUUCGUCUCAAUGCCAAUUCAUUGACCGGUACCAUUCCACCGGAACUGGCACAAGAGUUGACGGAUUUGCAAUUUCUCUGGUUGGAUCAGAAUUUCUUGACGGGGACAGUCCCUCCCAGUAUUUGUGCUUUGGAAUUUCUCAACUGGGAUGUCGACUGCGACGUGCUGGAUUGUUCCACGUGCUAUGAAAGCACCGCCAGUCCCACGUCCGACGAAGCAGGAGUCGAAUCUUGUGAUGCCUCCUACGUGGAUGGUGAAAUUCGUGGAGAUCGCUGUUAUGCCGUCGACACGGAAGUGUGUGUGACGACGUAUCCGACCAAAAGUUGCAGCGUGAUUGAACAGAACUUUACCUAUUACAACGAGUACUAUUCGUGGGAUUAUGAAACACAGACAUUUCGAGGCAGUGGACCCUUUCCCGGUGGAGGAAACGGCGGAGGGAGUGGUCCAGGGAACGGUGGAGGGAAUGGGCCAGGGAAUGGUGGAGGGCCAGGUCCUGGAAACAGCACAGGAAAUGGUCCAGGCAAUGGUGGAGGGAAUGGGCCAGGCAAUGGAGGAGGGAAUGGACCAGGCAAUGGCGGAGGACUAGGUCCUGGAAACAGCACUGGUGGAGGGAACGGGCCAGGAAACGGAGGAGGAAAUGGCAGUCGAGGAAGUGGACCAUUCCCGAUUCCCAGAUGA